AUUAUUACUUCGUGAACACACAUAAUUACUGAUAUACACAAAAUUGAACAAAUUUUGUUUGAAAAGGCGGGCCGCAGGUUUCUUGAAACUUUGACAGUUCCAAUAUCCAAUUUUCCUUAAUUUGAAGGUUGAAAUACGUUGUGGUUGAGGUUGAAUAGUCGCCAUGAACUCUGGAUUAAUAAAUGCCAAUCCCAUUGUUUAUGGAAAAAAGGAGCGUCGAGCUCGAACUGCGCCAGUUGAUGUGGACGAAUAUGCAGCCGAACCAAUUGACCAACUAGAAAUUUUUGAUCAUAUUAGAGACAUAAAAGAUCCAGAGCACCCUUAUUCUUUGGAAGAGCUGAAGGUCAUAACAGAAGAUGCAAUUGAAGUGGACGACACGAAAAGUCAUGUGAGGGUUGCAUUUACUCCAACAGUUGAACAUUGUAGCAUGGCAACAGUGAUUGGAUUAUGCUUGCGUGUGAAACUUAUGCGCUGCUUGCCACCUCGGUACAAAGUGGAUAUUAGUGUAGCCCCUGGUACUCAUGCCACUGAAGCUGCAGUAAAUAAACAGUUGAAUGAUAAAGAACGGGUAGCAGCAGCUCUGGAAAAUCCAAACCUCGUGGAUAUGGUGGACGAAUGCCUUGCACCAUCUUAUGAGUGAAGAUGAUAGAUCCCGAUGUCCCUUAUUUAUUCACCCUUUUUCCUCGCUAUACUUCUCUCUAGUCAUUUCUUCUCCCUUUUUCCUUCCUAUGUGACGAUUUAAAGUUUUUCUUCGUUCAUUUUCAUGUAUCGAAUCAAUUUUUAUUUUUUAUUUUGAUAAUAAUGUGUGCUUUAAAAAGAAA
This is a messenger RNA of Olea europaea var. sylvestris, 821 nucleotides long. Its product is annotated as protein AE7. Lineage: Eukaryota; Viridiplantae; Streptophyta; Magnoliopsida; Lamiales; Oleaceae. The record is from RefSeq and is a predicted model, not a curated record. The transcript is spliced from 6 exons. Gene Ontology annotation, biological process: iron-sulfur cluster assembly. The coding region runs from base 164 to 640 and encodes 158 amino acids.